CGCAUGCGCAGUAUGCAGAUAGCGCAGAACUGCAGUUGUUGGUCACUGACUGAAGGAGACUUAUAUCGGUUAAAGAUGACAACCUCUUGGAGUGAUCGGCUCCAGAAUUAUGCAGAACUUCCUGCCAACAUGGACGGUUUAUCCAUGAAGAAGUACAGAAGAGAGGUGCAUCACAGCUUACCACAGGAACUGGCCCACUGUCAUCCUUCUAUGAGAGUUUUUGUCAAUAGAAGUUUAGCAAUGGAGAAGAUAAAAUGCUUUGGCUUUGAUAUGGACUACACUCUAGCAGUAUAUAAGUCUCCGGAGUAUGAAUCUCUUGGCUUCGAUCUGACUGUGGAAAGACUGGUUUCCAUUGGUUACCCACAAGAGCUGCUAAACUUUGUCUAUGACCCUGCUUUUCCCACAAGAGGCUUGGUGUUUGAUACAAUGUAUGGAAACCUGCUGAAAGUAGAUGCAUAUGGAAACAUCCUUGUGUGCGCUCAUGGUUUUAGCUUUCUGCGUGGUCCAGAGAUAAGAGAGCUGUACCCAAACAAGUUCAUUCAGCGUGGAGAUACUGAGCGAUUCUACAUCCUCAACACACUUUUCAACCUCCCAGAGACAUACCUCUUUGCCUGCCUGGUUGACUUCUUCACUAGUUGCUCCAGAUAUAGAAGUUGUGAGACUGGCUUUAAAGAUGGAGAUCUUUUCAUGUCUUUCAAGAGCAUGUUUCAGGAUGUCAGAGAUGCUGUGGAUUGGGUCCAUUUCAAGGUAAAGGCUAUUUUUAAGUUAGAUUUCAUACUACUGCUGGGAGCUAAAGGAAAGGACAUCUUGUACAUCGGUGACCACAUCUUUGGAGACAUCCUGAAGUCUAAGAAGCGUCAGGGCUGGAGAACGUUCCUGGUGAUUCCUGAGCUGGCUCAGGAGCUGCAUGUGUGGACUGACAAGAGCACACUGUUUGAGGAACUACAGAGUCUGGACGUUUUCCUGGCAGAGCUCUACAAGCAUUUGGACAGCAGCAGCAAUGAGAGACCUGAUAUCAGCUCUCUUCAGAGGAGGAUUAAGAAAGUUACCCAUGACAUGGACAUGUGCUAUGGGAUGAUGGGAAGUCUGUUCCGCAGCGGUUCUCGUCAGACUCUCUUUGCCUCUCAAGUGAUGCGUUACGCUGACCUGUACGCUGCGUCCUUCAUCAAUCUCCUGUACUACCCUUUCAGCUACAUGUUCAGAGCUGCCCAUGUCCAGUUUGCGGACCAGACAGAGCUGUGA
Molecule: messenger RNA, 1242 nt
Organism: Sinocyclocheilus grahami
Lineage: Eukaryota; Metazoa; Chordata; Actinopteri; Cypriniformes; Cyprinidae
Product: cytosolic purine 5'-nucleotidase-like
Exons: 14
Coding region: 4-1242 (412 amino acids)
Molecular function (GO): 5'-nucleotidase activity
Source: RefSeq, a predicted model, not a curated record